AAAAUGGCGGCAGCUUCUUCCAUCCAGCCGCCGAGCGUCCAUGCAAUAAAGCAGGAAAAUUCCUUUUCCCCGGAGUCUGACAGCCCCGAGAGCCGACCGGAGGAAGACCCUGUGCCCGAGGGGUCCAGCCUCCGAGAUCUACCGGAUUUGGAGCCGGAGGAAAUCGAGAGAAGGCUGGAGAAAACUCGCCGCGAGCUGAGCAACAGGAGGAAAAUUAUCAUUAAGAACCUGCCACAAGAUACAACCAACCAGGAGGUCCAUGAGAUUCUGAAGGACUAUGAGCUGAAAUACUGUUUUGUGGACAGGAAUAAAGGAACAGCGUUUGUGACACUCCUGAAUGGGGACCAGGCCCAGGAUGCUAUUCACUCCCUGCACCAGUCAUCUGUGCGUGGCCGUGAUGUCACUGUCCAGCUGCAGCCAACAGAUUCACUCCUCUGUGUCACAAACCUGCCUCACACCCUCACUGCUGCUCAGUUCCAGGAGCUGGUGCGUUCCUAUGGCAACAUUGAGCGCUGUUUUCUCGUGUACAGUGAACUAACCGGUCACUCCAAAGGUUAUGGAUUUGUAGAGUACAUGAAGAAGGACUCGGCCUCGCGGGCGCGGACCGAACUCUUGGGCAAACCGAUGGCUGACCGCACGCUCAUGGUGCAGUGGAUGGAUGUGAACCAACUCACCAGCUCUGAGCAGCUCCACUCUAAGUGCCUGAGUGUGGACCGCCUGCCUGUGGACUUCUGCAGCUCGGAGGAGCUUCUGCACAUCUUCUCCGAGCGCUACAAACCUGUCUUCUGUCAGCUGGCUCAGGAUGAGGGCAGUCCUGUGCGUGGUUUCGGGGUGGUGGAGUAUGAGCGUGCGGAGCAGGCUGAGGCAGUACUGAUGGAGAUGGACGGUCAGUUGGUUCAGGGGCAGGAGAUCCGACUGUCCUUCUGCUGCCCGGGGACGAGUGGGCGCAGCACACUGGCCGCUCUCAUUGCCGCACAGGGCGUGAUGUUUAGUAAUAAGAAGGGUUUGUUGCCGGAGCCCAGUCUGAGUCAGCUUCUCCACAGUAUGACCAACCCAGCAGCCCUGCAAGUCUUAAUGAGACCAUACCACACCGGAAAACGAGGAGGGAAGUUUACUCGUCCUCAUGUUCUACCCUUCCUGCGUCCCCCUCUCACAACUGCCCUGCUACAGUUGGGCAAAGCGCAACAGAGUGCCAUGUUGGGGAAUGGUCUUGUUCUCCAGAAUCUUCUCCACAUGCAGCUGGCCCAGCAACAGCUUCUACAGAUCAAAGACAAGCACAUCAGCAAUCUCAUGCUCCCUGGUCUCCUCGGUGACCCCUCCAGGUUGCUCCUCCAUAAGGUAUUUAGUGUGAGAGCUCCAGCCCCCAUGACAGUGGGCAAGGGUCUGCUGGGAGAUUCACCCACUGAGCUGGGGCAGGACUCACCCUCAGUCUCAUCCCAGUCAGGUGCAUCUGUAAGUGGGGUGAUGUCUUACCUUUCUGCCCCAUCUCAACUGAACUCUGGUGGGGAGCAGAAUGGGCCGUCUGCUGCCUCCACAGGCCCAGAACCUCUAGCUGCCGGCGCGGCUGCCGUGAGCACACAGGUCCAGCUGCAGGGCUUUGUCCCAGCCGUGAACAGGCCUACUCUGGGUCCUCUGCUCGGGAACACCACCCAAAAGGCUCCACACAGCAGCACUGAGGCUGCACCUACUGUAAGAACUGGGUCUCAGACAUCUUUGCUGGGAGAACCACCAAAAGAGGUGAAGCUGCCUUCAAAUCCAUAUCUGAACCUAGCCAGCGUACUGCCCGGAGUAGUACUGCAAGGUUCCAGCAGCAGUAAGGUUCAGAGUAUUCAUCCGGCUAGUGGGACAUACAGCUCCACUGUCCCGCCUGCCUCCCAGUCAGCACACCAGUACAGCACGGAGACUCCAUCAGAGUACACUCACCAGUACAUGCCACAGUACUCACAGGAAGCCAUGCAGCAGUGGUACCAACAUUAUCAGUCUCAGAGCUACAGUGGUGCCAGCCAUGAGACUGGCACUGCCACUGAAUUCAACAAGGAGCAACCUCAGGCGGUGGUGUCCUCAUAUGGAGAUUACAGCUCCUACAUGCAAGCUGUCAGCCAGUAUUAUUCUCAAACAGGUGUUCAGGCUCAACAAAGAGAGAACAAGGAGAUAGAGGCAGUGAAGUCUCUGAAUGGCAGUACCCAGUCUGUUCUGCCAGGCUACAGUACUCUGCCUCUGAUGCCAGCCUUCGUCACUGCCCAGCACACACACAGCCCUGCCACACACACUGCUGACUGGAACCAGUACUAUUAUAGUCAGGCUCGGGGACAGAAGCGUGAGUAUCCCACACUGCCUGUACAGGAAGUGACAUCAGAGAGUCCAUACAUAGGCCAGCACUCACAGGGACUUGGCGGUCAAUACGCAGAUUACUUCAAAAAGAAGAGGAUUUAA
Messenger RNA from Chanos chanos (milkfish), 2433 nucleotides. RefSeq names its product ribonucleoprotein, PTB-binding 2 (gene raver2). NCBI's taxonomy places the organism in Eukaryota, Metazoa, Chordata, Actinopteri, Gonorynchiformes, Chanidae. The transcript is spliced from 15 exons. Gene Ontology annotation, cellular component: nucleus. The record is from RefSeq and is a predicted model, not a curated record. Gene Ontology annotation, molecular function: mRNA binding. The coding region runs from base 4 to 2433 and encodes 809 amino acids.